This is a messenger RNA of Capra hircus (goat), 4606 nucleotides long. RefSeq names its product stanniocalcin 2 (gene STC2). Gene Ontology annotation, molecular function: hormone activity. Gene Ontology annotation, biological process: intracellular calcium ion homeostasis. NCBI's taxonomy places the organism in Eukaryota, Metazoa, Chordata, Mammalia, Artiodactyla, Bovidae. Gene Ontology annotation, cellular component: extracellular region. The coding region runs from base 689 to 1597 and encodes 302 amino acids. The record is from RefSeq and is a predicted model, not a curated record. The transcript is spliced from 4 exons.
CAACUAAAUUACAAAAGGCAGAAAGAGGAAACUUUCCCAGCCCGUUGCGGGUGUGAUGCGAGCCAGGAGCCCGAGGGGGUUGGAGGGGAGGGGGACGCUGUCCCAGCGCAGACCAUCCCCUCUCGCCUUUCUUUAGCUGCAACCGGAGCUGGGAUUCGCUUUUAGUUAAGUCCGUUCGGCCAUUGCCUCGGAGCACCCGCACACGCGCAUGUAUCUCCGGCCGCGCUCUCACACACUCACACACGCACGCAAACGCGUGGCCGUCGCCAGGUCGGCAACUUUGUCGGGCGCUCCCAGCGGCGCUCGGCUUCCUCCAGUAGUAGUUGGGCGCAGGCCCCGCCUCCCGGCUGUGUUGUCAAACGGGCGGGGGUCUCGGAUUGGUCCAGCCGCCGGGACAACACCUGCUCGACUCCUUCAUUCAAGUGACACCAGAGCUUCCAGAGAUAUUUGAGGCACCGUCCCUGCCAUUGCCCGGCACUCGCGGCGCUGCUAACGGCCUGGUCACAUGCUCUCCGGAGAGCUACGGGAGGGCGCUGGGUAACCUCUAUCAGAGCCGCGGCCGCGAGGAGGGAAAAGGCGAGCCGGGAGGAAGAGUGGGAGGAGGAGGGGAAGCGGCGGAGGAGGAGGAAGAGGCGGAGGGGAGCACAAAGAAUCCAGGUCUCCGGGCUGGAGGUUUACACCAAGAACCAUGUGUGCCGAGCGGCUGGGCCAGUUCGUGACCCUGGCUUUGGUGCUGGUUACCUUCGAUCCAGCUCGAGGGACCGACGCCACCAACACCCCCGAAGGUCCCCAAGACAGGGGCUCCCAGCAGAAAGGCCGUCUGUCCUUGCAGAACACAGCGGAAAUCCAGCACUGUUUGGUCAACGCUGGCGAUGUAGGGUGUGGCGUGUUUGAAUGUUUCGAGAACAACUCUUGUGAGAUUCGGGGCUUACAUGGAAUUUGCAUGACUUUUCUGCACAACGCUGGAAAAUUUGAUGCCCAGGGCAAGUCAUUCAUCAAAGAUGCCUUGAAGUGUAAGGCCCACGCUCUGCGGCACAGAUUCAGCUGCAUAAGCCGGAAGUGUCCAGCCAUCAAGGAGAUGGUGUUCCAGUUACAGCGGGAGUGCUACCUUAAGCAUGACCUGUGUUCUGCUGCACAGGAGAAUAUCCGGGUGAUGGUGGAGAUGAUUCACUUCAAGGACUUGCUGCUGCAUGAACCCUACGUGGACCUAGUGAACCUGCUGCUGACCUGUGGGGAGGAGGUGAAGGAGGCCAUCACCCACAGCGUCCAGGCUCAGUGUGAGCAGAGCUGGGGAAGCCUGUGCUCCAUCCUGAGUUUCUGCACCUCGGCCAUCCAGAGACCCCCCACGGCGCCGCCCGAGCGCCAGCUCCAGGGCGACAGGGCCAAGCUCUCCAGAGGCCACCCCGCGGAAAUGGGUCACCACCUUGCGGAGCCCAGCAGUCGGGAGACCGGCCGAGGUGCCAAGGGUGAGCGAGGUAGCAAGAGCCACCCCAACGCCCACGCCCGGGGCAGAGCGGCCGGACCCGGGGCCCAAGGAACUUCUGGAAGCAGCGAGUGGGAGGAUGAACAGUCUGAGUAUUCCGAUAUCCGGAGGUGAAAUGAAAGGCCCGGCCGGGAAAUCUUUUCCUCCACGCCGUCCAUUUUCUUCUCUCUGGACAUUCCAAAACAUUUGCCAUUAAAGAGGGGGGCUGUCACUCGCAGGAUGUGAUGGGGAUUGCGGACUUGAUUGGAGGUGUGUUAGCGGCAUGAACAGGUGAGGCAGAGGCUCCCUGGGCAGCGAGGGCUCGGUUGUGCCUGGUGUGUCCCGCAUCCACACAUCUCGACGGGAGGUCGGCCUCCUCGCAACUUUGCCUUCUUUCCAUCCGCGGACACCCUGGGCUGUGGCUUGCGGCUCCCUUUGCCAUGGGAGGUGACGAGAGGGGCGGGGUGACCCGCGGGGGCUCGACUGUGCGCUUGGUGCUGGGCCCCACCCCCAGCUUCUGUGCCGACCGUCCUAGCGGAGUGCAGCUGGAUUCCGGCGCAGGAGUGGGUGUGCAAAUCUCCCAGGGAGUCGGGAGAAGGGUGGAGCGGGGGCAGGGCCGUGUGGGUGCUUGGUGCCGAACAGAAAUCCAGUUUCUUGCAUGGGACCUUGAGGUUUGGAGUAACUUGGGACGGGGCGGGGGAUGUGGGGGCGGCGAGGAUUCCAAGUGUAAUUUCUGAGCCAUUGUUCUGUCUAGGGGACCCUGCUGCAGGGAGUGGCCCCUGUGUGUUUGUAUUUUAACCACUGCUUCGAGUCUCGAUUUCACUUUUUUUAAUUUAUCCAGUUACAUCUCCUUAUCUGUCGUCUAAAUAAAUAGCUUUCAAACAAGCAACUGGGUCAUUAAAACCAGCUCAAAGGAAAGCAAAAGCAACCCAUCUUUGGGGGCUGAAUUUUUUUUUAAGUGCUCUUUUUAAAGUAAUCAAAAAGUGAUGUAGCUUUAUGUCUGACUGCCUGACGUGGGCUCAUUGCCACCAGAGCAAAGCCCACCCUGGAAAAACGCACACAGGAGCGCACUGGACAAAAUUCCCUUUGGUUUUCGGUGCCUCGCCUUGACCCUCAGCCAAGACAGACCCUGGUUCUGUUGCGCCGAGUUGGAAAGCUGGCCUGUCCAUGCUAGAGGCUGGAAAAGGGGAACACAGAAGGAGACUGCUGCACGUCACUGGGGGACAAGAUUUCCCAGAUCCAGAAUGAAGAUGUAGCCAUCAGAAAAGGAGUCAGAGUGUAGAAAGACAAGCAGGGAGGAGAGACAGAACUGAGGAUACAGGGAAAGGAUUAGAACAGAAAGCACUGGCAAUGGAUGUCUUGUUACUGAAGAGGCCUCAGAGAUAGGCCUUUUCUUCUCUUUUCUGACAGAGCUUAUCCUUUCUUGCAGCCAGUACUCUAAUAGGAGCCCAGUAUUGCAAGGAAUGGAUGGAUGUUCUGGGCCAGGUCCUUCUAGAACAGGGGUCAACAAACCUUGUCUGUAAAGGUCCAGAUAGUGAAUACACUAUUUUCAGUUUGGCAGGUUAUACGGUUUUUGUUGCAGCUACUCAACUCAGCCUUUGUUGCCUGAAAGCAGAAACACACAUAGACAACACGUAACAAAUAGGCUUGGCUUCACUCCGUUAAAAUUUUAUUUAACAAGCGCCCAACUGGAUUUGGCUCUUGGGCCUGAGUUUGCCGACUGCUGUUCUAAUGACUGGGCAAAAAAAGUAUGCAUCCUCCAUUUAUAUCAACUCAUAGCUCUCCCUCAAAGCAACCUGAGGCCAGAGAUAAAGAGGCUAUAUUUAUCUACUCAAAAAUGAUUUGUUCCACAGAAUGCCCUUACCCAAAGCCCAGCUAGUGUUUAUAUAACCUAAAUCCAGUCUCACUGCUGCCAGGACAGGGUGCCAGAGCGUCGUUUUCCCAAUCUUUCACGAUGCAUGUUGGAAAGAAACCAUCUGUUGGGGGGAGGGGUACAAAAGGCUGGGAGAAGCACCUAGAAAGAGCUGGAAGUUGCAGAAAACAGAGGAGAUGUGCUCGAUCCAUCUCUGCCCUCAGAGAGAGGAGGACCGGUGUGUCAGACUCUGCCAUGGCAACUGAACGUAAACCGUGGCUGUCUGAAGCCACACAGCACGUGGACUGUUUUCCUUCCAUCACUCAAAAGCUGAAGCAAUAACAUUCUCUCGCGUUGCUGGGUCAGCUGCUCGUUUGUUCGCCCGCUUCUGGGCCGGGUGGGUGAAAGGCAUCACUUUUAUAUUUUCCGCAGUGUGAAUGUUUUACGUGUUCGCUACUGACACCCCAUGUGUUGCUUCUGUUGUAAAUAUUUGUCAUUUGUAUUUAUUAUCUCGGUGUUUUCCCCCGAGACAUACAAUUGCUUCCUAUGUUGAUUUGAACCCCCUCAUUGAUCGCUGUUGUAUAUUUUUUCAUGCCGCUGCUUUGUUUCUCCUCAAAAGCCAGGUAGAAAUCCUUGCAUUCUGGUUCCUAAACUUUUGAAGCCUACAGUAGUAUUUAUUGCUGAGAUUUCUUUAUCUCAAAACUGAGGAAAAUCCAAAUUCCUGUAAGCAUGGACAGAGGCAUUUGUACAGUCCAAAAUGUAAGCGAAGUUGUCCUUAAAAAUAGACCCUCCACUUGGGGCUUCGUACUUCAUACAAAUUUACUCCUGAGCCUUCCUUUGAGGAAGGAUGUGGAUUUCCAAAUAAAGAUAUGAUGUUUAUUUUGAGCCCUGCAUCUUAACAAGAUGAUCUGAACACCUCUCCUUUGUAUCAAUAAAUAGCCCUGUUAUUCUGAAAUGAGAGGCCUCAGUAGAGUGAAACGCUGACACUCAAAACUAAAUAAAUAGAAAAUGCUAGCCCAGAGCUGUAGCUGUACUUUCACACACAGACACACACACACAGAAAUUUCAGCUUAAACCUAGGAAAAGGCUUCGUUUAGAACAACAUGGACAAACAGCGCCUCCAGGGCCUGUUUCCUAACGAAGAGCAACCCUCCUGUGAUCUCAGCAUCAGCACCACCUGGGCUUGCUAAGUUAUAAGAUCUGUUUCUGUUACGGAUUUAGGCAGCAGGAUCUGUACUUUGUCACAUUGCAUUAUCUUUCUCCAAGACUUAAUAAAGGUUUUAAAUAACUGA